Messenger RNA from Parasteatoda tepidariorum (common house spider), 5661 nucleotides. Its product is annotated as suppressor of cytokine signaling 2. Gene Ontology annotation, molecular function: 1-phosphatidylinositol-3-kinase regulator activity. The record is from RefSeq and is a predicted model, not a curated record. Gene Ontology annotation, cellular component: phosphatidylinositol 3-kinase complex. Gene Ontology annotation, biological process: phosphatidylinositol phosphate biosynthetic process; intracellular signal transduction. Lineage: Eukaryota; Metazoa; Arthropoda; Arachnida; Araneae; Theridiidae.
ACGAACGAGACGCAUGCUGAUAGUGGAACUUGUCGUAAAUGAAAACUAGCUGCGGAGGGUUUCUGAGAAAUAAGACAACCGGCUUUUCUGAGUAAAAUCUCAGCGAGUAGAAUCAUUGGAAGUGAUGAAAGCAACCGUAGUGUAGUUUUUAUAUUACGUAUGUACAGCAUUAAAUGUUCCUCACUUUUGUUACUUUAGCGGCAGUGGCGAGACAAGCUAGUUUUCAGACUUGAAGGCGCUUUCGGAUUGGACUGUGAUAAAAACUUCUUUAGUUUUAUUUCAGAAUUUCAUUAUUGGCAAUAUCUUAAAAAUCGUCUGCUAGAUCGUCGUUUGUGACAGUGAGAAUUCUUUAUUGAAAAAAAAAUAUUUUUUUUUUCUUCUCUUUUUGUUUCACAUAUUUGCGAUGUGGAAUUUGGAUUACACCAGCUUUUUAUUCCUUUAAUGGAUAGUUUGUGGAUGAAGGACUACUUAGGAGCCUCUUCUAUCGACUCCUGUCUCCUAGUCACCGACAGUUGAUUUAUCUUGAACUACCGCCAUGUUGACUACUAGUCUGUCAGUUCUAGAUUCCGCCUUCAGCAGUCCCGCCGCUUCUUGUCCAGCCCUAGAGCAAGAGGAAGUCCUCAACCUUUUUCUGGUAGAUCUGCCGGUCAUCGAGUCUUCUUUGAUCGGUGGGCCUUUCGUCUCCGUCAAAGACAUCAACUGGGAUCUGGUCUCUCCCAAAGGCUCCUCCUCCUCUCGUUGCAAAAAGACCAAACAGACCCUCAAGUCUGCGAUGAAUCACGCCAUCGAGCCUGAAGAAGACCUUAAGAAGCUCAUCAACAACGAGACCAAACUGAGACUUAGCGGAUAUUACUACGGCAAUCUAAGCUGGGUGGACGCUUCACAUAUUCUGAAAAAGACCAAAGUCGGGACGUUCCUGGUGCGCGAUUCCGAACAUUGCAACUAUCUUUACGCCUUGUCUGUUCAGACCAGACGAGGACCAACAAGCUGUCGGAUAGAAUAUGAAAACGGUUGCUUCAGAUUGGACUCGUCCGAUGAUCUAUCCGACAAAAUGCCACGGUUUGACAGUGUCACAGACCUUAUAGACCAUUACGUUCAUUUGACGCAGAACUUGCCACAAAAACCUACCACUAAAAACUUGUCACCAGUGUGGCUAGAUAUGGACGAAGAAAACAGCAGAGACGUUCCCGUACAAAUAUACAAGCCUUUGUACAAGAACGUGCGCAGCUUACAGCAUAUGUGUAGGGUCAAUUUAGUGAAAUUGCAAAAAGAGGGAUCUCUUCGGACAAAUGUUAAAAAUAGUGCAUGUGAUAUGCUACCCACAAUGUUAAAGAACUAUUUAAAAGAAUAUCCUUACAGCCAAUGACAUCAUAAGAAAUUUAGUUUAAUUUAAUAAUUUUCAUGUAAUAUGAGAGAAAAUAAAUGUGCACGCAAUUUAUCCCGAUAAUAUUUUCAAAGAAACUGUUCUGUAUAGUUGUGUUAAAUAACAUCGGAAAAAGUCUAAAAUAUUUUUUGUUUUUCAACUAUACUAAUUUUUCCUCCUAAUUUUUAUACACUUUUUUAUUACGCAAGUGCAACAAAAAACGAAUUUUAAUAAAUGCCAUUUGAUUUUACAGUGUAAUUUUGUACAGUGACUACUGAAUGAUUGUACAACUUUCGAUUAUAAAUCGUUCCUAAAUAUUCUGCUUCCCAUGAUUCAUUAAGUGGCCUAUUUAGAAAUAAAAAUUUUUGUUUGAAAACUUCAAGUGUUCAUGAUUGACUGUCAAAUUUCCAAAAGUGCCAUUAACUGUCCAAAAUCUAUCCGUAAAUUGUCCUUAUUUCCUGGUCAUCCAUAACUAAGUUUGGUAAAAAAUAUCUUUUUAUCUUUUUUUUUGGAGAUGUGAGCAAAAAAUUAUUAGUUAAAAUAUGAUUAUUUAAACUGCUAUGAAAUGCGGGUAGGUUCAUUGUUUCAUAUCUGCAUUAUUCUAAAUUAAAGAAUGAAUUAAAACUAAUUGAUUUUAUUCCUUCUGUCUUAAACUAUUCAAGAUAAUUGCUGCGAACAAUGCUUAAUAGUUUCAAAAAACUGUAACAGAAAAUAAAAUAUCAAUAGCUUAAAUUAAAAUGGAAUCUCAUAUAAUAUAAUUUUAAAAAUUCAUGACAAAUCUAGUUUUAGUCAUUCAAAAAAAAAAGGAAAAUCAAAAUUUAAAUUCAAAGUUUUAUAAAUAUUUGAUUUAGAUUUGAUGAAUUCAGCUAUUUAAUUGUAAUUAUAUAAUCUUAAAAAUAUAAUUAAUUGUGAGUUAAUAUAUGACAUUGAACUUUUAAUUUUACUCUAAUUGUUUUUUCUUUAUUAAACAUUCAAAUUUAAGCAUUAGUAUAAAAAGUCAAAAUAAUUGUUUUAAUUUACAGUAUAGUUAUAGUGUUUUAGCUAUUUUCACUGUUAUAGGUUUUGGACACUAUAACACACUUUUGAACAGUAAAUUUCCUCUUGUAUUGUUUAAUAACCCUACUCUGGGUUCAUUGUAUUGCUAUUAAUUUAAACUGUUUUGUUAAAAACAGAGCUUAAAUGUUUUCCCUAACCUGUAUUCAAUUUUUUUUCUAAGGGACCAAAGGAUGAAUCAGGAAUAAAUUUGUUUGUAAAAUUACUAAAAUUAUAUUUUAUAACACUAUGUGCAACCAAAUUAACCAACAGUGCAACUAAAUUUGGUCUUCAUAUGCUUGAGUCGAGGAGAUAUGAAAUUCAUAACUUCAAAGUGAUUGAUUAACAUCUUGAAUCUUUUCUUACUAUUUAAAACAGUACUUCAGUUUAAUUUCUAAUGGUUCACAAGUUUGGUUGAGUAAUUAUUACACUCGCUAGUUAGCUAGUAGUUUGGAUUUUUACCAGUAUUUAUUAUAUUUAUAUCGGCAGAAAUUUUACCAUAAUUUCUUUAAUUAUUAACAAACAUUUUUCUUUUUAAAAGAUUAUUACCAUUUGUUUUACAUACAAUAGUAACUAUAACUUAUUUGGAUAAAUGAUGAAAUCCUUGCAUAACGAAGUUUUAAGAAAGCUUAAAUUAUUUUUGCUCUUUCAUCUAUUAUGCCACAAUUAAUAAAUAUUGUAAAAUAUGAAAUAAAUAUUAUUUCUCGAUUUAUAAUUUUUCGUUAAAUCAGACUCGUUAUAGAAAGCUUUCAGUGUUGUUACAAUGUGAAGUGUUAUUAAAGAGAAUAUUUUAUUAAAGUUAACAUUAAAGUUGGGAAAUAUCUUAAAGUCUAUCAAAUUUCAGGUUUUAAAAAAAUGUCAAAAUUGUCUGCGUCACGCAUAAAAAGUUACAUUCUAAAUCUUACUGAACUAAUCCUAAUAGAGUCUUAGAACACUAUAUUUCACUAAAAUUCAAAACUGGACAUGCCAUUCUUUAUAUUUUUAAAAUCGUUUUUUAAAAAAAUGCUAUUUUUUAAAAUCGUUCUUUUAUAAAUGUUAUUCUUUUCACUUUAAAUUAAAAAACAGCUCUACAUAACAUAUCAUAACGUUUUAUGAAUUGCAAAUAUUAUUUAUCCACACUGUUUUACAAGUUCAGCAUCGUUUGCAUUCAUAUAUAAUUAAUAUAAAAUAGCAAUGUUUGGAAACUAAAAUGAUUCUAAAACUGAAUAAUCUUUAUUAUUUUAAACUUGUGUUGCAGAAUUUUUUUUUGUAGACAACAACCGUAUCAAGUUUUUGUAUAGCCUUAAAAGUAAAAGAACCAGUUGCGCCUAAGAUUAAAGAAAAAAAAAACUCUGUUCCAAAUAAAUAAAAUAUAUUCAAAGAACGUUUUGUGUUUCAAAUCCGGCUAUGAAUAUGUUACGUUCACAUUUAAUGCAUCAUCAAAAAAAGAAUUGGUCUGAUUCGAACAAUGCUACCAUACCUAGAAUUUUAUAGUACCGGAAUAAUAAAAACUGAGAUGAGACUACCGACCAAUUUUUUGCAUUUGGAAUGGUCUGCUGAAUUUCUUUUGCUGAAAAGACUUCUAAGAAAACGAUCUUUUGUUUCUAACAAUGAGAGCGAGUAGGUCAGCACUCUGAUAGAAUAAGGUCAACUUCGAUUUCUUAGAACUCUCUUUCUCAGCUUCUUUAUGUGUGUACUUCAGAUCACGUUUUUUCCCAGUUUCGUGUUGCCAUUCCAAAGAAAUGCUAUUUUAGAAGUCAUUUCGUUAGAAUUUUUCUUUUAGAAUUCGUAUGUGCAGUGGAAAAAUAACAAUAAAUAGCAAUGUAAUUUUUUAUGGUGCAUUGUCUGUAGAGUGUUUUUAGGAUUAUUUUUCUGGUUUAAUAUUAAACGUAAUAUUAAUUAUAUUUCGUUUCGAAAUUACCAAUUUUAUCGUUCGUACAUUUCACAUCAAAAUACAAACGAUAAAAUUUUUUUCUUCUUAUUAGUAUUUUUAAUGAAAUUUCUAAGAAAUCCUAAAAUGUCCUCAAUCUUAAUUAAUAUAUUACUUUUGUCAACUAUUAGAAUUUUUUUUUUCAAAUUGAAAACUAGUUUUAUAUGAAAGGAGAAAAUAUUGUCUGUUUAGAUUUAUACUUAUUUUUGUCAUAAUUUAAGCAUUUAUGGUUGUCUUAAAAUGCAGACAUUUUUUUAAUACUGGAAAUUUAUUUUAAUAUGAAGGGGUUGUAAGCAAUGGAGUAACAAGUCAUGAUAUUUUUUCAUCAAAUGUCCUUAAUAUUGUUUCCGGAUUGAUGCUUCGCAAGAUUUCGAAAUUUACUCUAGGUGGCUAACUUAAUUAAAAAGCUACAUCCGUGUAACAUAUCAAUAUUCUUUUAUUUAACUUGGACUCAACCUUUUUUCAAACAGGUAGUUAAAAUACUCUUUAUCAUUUUAAAUAAAGGUAAUUUAAUUCUGUAAAAAUAUUAAUGUGGUUGACCGUUGUUAUUUUGUUUGCUUAUUUAACUCAUACAUCAACAUUCUAUUAAGUGUCUUCCCAUUUCUAAAUAUCCUUAUUUGCUUUUUAACGCAAAUCAAUAACACAUCGUACAAAAGAUGUUAAAAUAUCAAUUAUUCUUAUCGAUGUUAAUGAUUAAAUUUUAAACACUUCAUUUGACUAUACUACACUUGAUGUUCUCCAAACACCGCCCUUGUUAUGUAUAUUUUUAGAAUUAUGUUUAUAAUAUAGACAGAUAUUUGACGAUGAUAUUCCGAAUUUAAGAAUAUAAUGAAUUUUCAUCGUAAAAAAUUUCAAAAACAAAAUUGUUCUCAAAAUUUUAAAUGUUUUUGCUUCCUUUAUUUUUCUAACAAGCAGUAAUUAAUGGAACAAGCGUAAUUUAUUUAUUAUCUGUUAGUUAAUCGUGUACAUUCCUUACAAUGUGCAGUUCAUUUUUGAUAAGGAUUCUAAAAAUACAUAUGAAAGGCGGUGGUAUGAUCAUUCUUUGCUGUAAUAAAUUGAUUCAUGCAAACUUAUAUCAAUUCAUGUUAUUACUUUUUUGGCUUAAUUAAAAAGUGAUGUAAAGUAUGUGAUUCGUUGUAAAUAUAUGUUGUGUAAAAAAAGAAAAAGUCGUGCGCCACAUUACAGCAUUAUUGUGAUGUACUGGGCAAUAUUAUGCACAGAGCUGUGGUAUUUAUUUUUAAGUCUGACCAACGAGAUGCAUGCAAUUGUUCAUUGUUGGUGUACAGUUGACCUUAAUGUCUGUUUGGCUUUUGAAGACAAACUUUCAAAAUAGCCAAAAUAAAAUUAUUUAUAUUUA